CCAGGCAGCUGAAAUGUGAGGGGUCACAAUAGGGGGAUAAAUACAAGGGCCAGCACGGUGGUGCGGUGUCUCAGACGAAGGCCGGAUCUUCUGCCUACCUCUCUUCUCCCAGCUCUCCUCCCAAACUCAAAGAGUCAAGAUGCCUCACGCAUACCCUUUCCUCACUCCUGAGCAGAAGAAGGAACUCAGUGACAUUGCUCAGAAGAUUGUUGCUACAGGCAAGGGAAUCCUUGCCGCAGAUGAGUCCACAGGGAGUGUGGCCAAGCGCUUCCAGAGCAUCAAUGCUGAGAACACCGAGGAGAACCGGAGGCUGUACCGCCAGCUUCUCUUCACUGCUGACGACCGCAUCGUCCCUUGUAUUGGUGGCGUCAUCCUCUUCCACGAGACCAUGUACCAGAAGACCGACGAUGGAAAGACCUUCCCACAGUACCUGAAGGAAAGAGGCAUGGUGGUCGGCAUCAAGGUAGACAAGGGUGUUGUCCCUCUGGCCGGAACAAACGGCGAGACAACCACCCAGGGUCUUGAUGGACUGUAUGAACGCUGUGCACAGUACAAGAAGGAUGGUGCUGACUUCGCCAAGUGGCGCUGUGUACUGAAGAUCACUCCCACCACCCCCUCAAAGCUGGCUAUCAUGGAGAAUGCUAACGUCCUGGCUCGCUAUGCCAGCAUCUGCCAGAUGCAUGGCAUUGUCCCAAUUGUUGAGCCUGAGAUCCUCCCGGAUGGUGACCACGACCUGAAGCGCUGCCAGUACAUCACAGAGAAGGUCCUGGCUGCCGUCUACAAAGCCCUCUCUGACCAUCAUGUCUACCUGGAGGGCACCCUGCUCAAACCCAACAUGGUAACACCUGGACACUCUUGCUCACACAAGUACAGCAACCAGGAGAUCGCCAUGGCAACUGUUACCGCCUUGCGCCGCACUGUGCCCCCUGCAGUCCCUGGAAUCACCUUCCUGUCUGGUGGCCAGAGUGAGGAGGAGGCUUCCGUUAACUUGAAUGCCAUGAACCAGUGCCCUCUGCACAGGCCUUGGGCUCUGACCUUCUCAUAUGGUCGUGCCCUGCAGGCCUCUGCCCUGAAAGCCUGGGGGGGCAAGAAGGAGAACGGAAAGGCAUGCCAAGAAGAGUUCGUCAAGAGAGCUCUGGCCAACAACCUGGCCUGCCAGGGCAAAUAUGUUUCUUCUGGAAGCAGUGCUGCUGGUGGAGAUUCACUGUUUGUGGCUAAUCAUGCUUAUUAAGCAUCAACACCCAUCCCGACUUCUUCUCACCAUUAUUGCAUUACCAUAUAUAAAAAGGGCAUGCCCUCUAUAAAGGAGUGCCUUUAAAAGUUUUUGUUCACCAAUAAGAGCAACACUAACACCUGUUGCAACACAUUGGCCGAAAGAAAAAGAAGGGAGGGAAAAGUUUGCAUUUAGUGGUUGAUGGAAAGUGUUUGUCUCCAUUCCCUUACCUUUUAUGUCUAAACACCUUUUUGUACAGGUGAAGAUUCCCAUUUUGUUUUUACACAUUUUGUUUCUUGAUCUGCUUCAGACAAGUACAGUGUAUAACAUAUAUAGAUACCACGAAAUAAAGUUUGUAUCCAAACA
Messenger RNA from Girardinichthys multiradiatus, 1579 nucleotides. It is a transcript of the gene aldoab, whose product is annotated as aldolase a, fructose-bisphosphate, b. Gene Ontology annotation, cellular component: cytosol. The transcript is spliced from 7 exons. Gene Ontology annotation, biological process: glycolytic process; fructose 1,6-bisphosphate metabolic process. Bases 140 to 1231 code for a protein of 363 amino acids. Gene Ontology annotation, molecular function: fructose-bisphosphate aldolase activity. The record is from RefSeq and is a predicted model, not a curated record. NCBI's taxonomy places the organism in Eukaryota, Metazoa, Chordata, Actinopteri, Cyprinodontiformes, Goodeidae.